AAACUCAGAUGGGAGAGUAGAACAUGAUGGAAUAACGGAAAAUCAAGGACCUAAUGGGAAAAAAAGGUGUUUCCCUUUAAAUGAGCAUCAGCAUGAGGGUGAAGGAAGGGGGCGUGGCCUUCUAGCCACAGUUGGAUGGUAACGGAUCUCAGCAUGAACCAUUAUAAUAAGGGUUGCUAUGGAAACAAAGUUUGUAACUCGCUCUGCUUGGCGGGGGACGUCCCUCUGCAGACAUCGGUGGUCCAGAGUUUCUUUCUUCCCACAGGCGUGUUUAUUCCAUGUGUGGGAGGACUGGGUGGGCCUGGAGCAGCUGGAGGACUACCUGAGCUUCCUGGAAUACCUGCUGUGGGUCUUCACGCCUCUGGCCGUGGUUUUCCUGCUUCCCUUCCUGAUCGUCAUCCUGCUCUACCUUUCCAUCCUCUUCCUGCACGUCUACAAGAGGAAGAAUCAGCUGAAGGAGGCCUACAGCAACAACCUGUGGGAUGGAGCCAGGAAAACCCUCGCCACCCUGUGGGAUGGACACGGGGCCAUAUGGCACGGUUAUGAGAUCCAUGGAAUGGAGAAGAUCCCCAACAAAGGAGCCGCUCUGAUCGUGUAUUACCACGGAGCCAUUCCCAUCGACUACUACUACUUCCUGGCCAACGUCAUCCUACAGAAAGGACGCACCUGCCAUUCUGUAGCCGACCACUUCCUCUUCAAGAUACCAGGUUUCAAGUUGCUUUUGGAGGUUUUCUCAGUGAUCCACGGUCCUCAGGAAGAGUGCGUCCGCGCCCUGAGGAACGGCCACCUGCUGGGCAUUUCUCCCGGAGGGGUGCGAGAGGCUCUGUUUAGCGACGAGACCUAUCCCCUGAUCUGGGGCAAACGGAACGGCUUCGCCCAGGUAGCCAUCGACUCUAAAGUGCCAAUAAUCCCAAUGUUCACCCAGAAUCUGCGGGAGGGCUUCAGGUCUCUGGGGACACUCAGGCUGUUCCGCUGGCUGUACGAAAGGUUUCGUCUGCCUGCGGCUCCAGUUUAUGGUGGAUUUCCAGUGAAGUUCAGAACCUUCCUCGGUGAUCCCAUCCCAUACGACCCAAACGUCGGUGCUGCUGAGCUAGCACAGAGAGUGCAGCAGGCAGUCCAGUCUCUGAUAGACGAGCACCAGCAGAUCCCCGGGAGCAUCUGGAGGGCCUUGAUGGAGAGAUUCCACACUAAACCCAAAGAGCAGCAGCAUCAGGACUAAAGAUGGCAGAAGCUGCUUGGAGCGUCAGAAACCAGCGGUGGCCUUACCUCAGACGUGUGAAGCACCUUGCACGCUGUCCUGUUGGGGCUCUAUCGGUCAUUUGUUGAUUCCUUUGAUUAAAUCUAAAAGAUGAAGUUAUCAGUAUAAUUUAAUGUGUAAAUAAGUCUUUGAAAUGUAUUUAUGAACAGUACAUGCAUGAGCCAGAAACAUGAGGACACCUUCCUGUGGUGGAGCCAUCCUCUGCUGCUCUGAUCGGACUGUAGAUCCACUCUGACUCUCGGUGCAGGAAAACUUUAUUGCUAUUUUUACUGAAGGUCUGGAGCAUAAAGAAGCAAGUUUAGAUGAAGGUACCAUAAACUGAUGUUUGUCGUGUUCCAGCUCACUGAACUAACCGUCUGUGGCGUCAUUGCUGCUCCUGCAGCCAUUCUUCUCAUCACUGAGCGUUUAUAAAAAUACCGGCACAGGAUCUGCUUUUCUGUUUUCCUCCUUGCUCUGAUGCACAAACCUAAUUUAUUCCUUUAGCUGCUGUCUUAUUAUAAAUUAUAUUAUGUGGUUCAAAGUGCUGUCGGAAACCAAACUACACACAUUCCUUUGAAAACUGCCUUUGAAUAUUGUAAACUGCUGUUUUCAUAUUCUGUUAUAAACCUUUUUUUUGUUUCGUUUUUUACCCAUUGGGGGUUUAAGGGAAGAUUAAAAAAUGUAAAUGACACUUAGAAAUCUUGAGACAUAUUUAUAUAUUUCACAAAUAAAUGUAGAAAUGACAAACAAACGAUGCUGUCCCAGAGGUGAUUGAUUGGUGGAACCACCAACCUUUGAAGAACAGGCUAAUCCCAGUUUAACCAUUUCCACCCUGAUACAUGCCG
Cyprinodon variegatus (sheepshead minnow) is the source of this 2082-nucleotide messenger RNA. It is a transcript of the gene tmem68, whose product is annotated as transmembrane protein 68. The transcript has 7 exons. NCBI's taxonomy places the organism in Eukaryota, Metazoa, Chordata, Actinopteri, Cyprinodontiformes, Cyprinodontidae. The coding region runs from base 179 to 1219 and encodes 346 amino acids. Gene Ontology annotation, cellular component: membrane. Gene Ontology annotation, molecular function: acyltransferase activity. The record is from RefSeq and is a predicted model, not a curated record.